Molecule: messenger RNA, 1599 nt
Organism: Batrachochytrium dendrobatidis JAM81
Lineage: Eukaryota; Fungi; Chytridiomycota; Chytridiomycetes; Rhizophydiales
Exons: 2
Coding region: 1-1599 (532 amino acids)
Molecular function (GO): protein binding
Source: RefSeq, a predicted model, not a curated record
AUGCAGUGUAUGGCUAUUCCAAAAGAAAAAAAAGGGAGACUCAAAAAGAGCAUUUCAGUUCAAAACUAUAGACUAUAUUAUAUGAUGAAUGUUGUGUUUACUAAAGAGUCGAGUCUAUUGAACAGUCAAUUUGUAAAAAAAGCGAUUGCAAAUAGCACUCGCCCCAAGACUAUAUUCAGUCUUUUUCGACCCGCUACUCCAACUCCAACCUACUCUGGUCUACUUAAAGCUCUUAAAAACCAGAAUUUUUCUCGUGCAUAUACACUAUAUCUUGAGUUGCAGAACAACUAUCCCGAAUUGCUCAAAUCAGCUAAUGCUACGCUAUAUGACGAUAUACUUGGCAUCAUCAAUCUCCCACAAAAAAACGUAGUUAGUGACCCCACAAUUAUCACUCGUGCGUCCAGAACCAAUAACGUUUAUCGAUUCAUGCAAAAACAAAAAGUUGAUCCUAAAAUGUCUAGCUUUGAAACCAUUACUUAUGUAAAUUCCAAAACGAAGAACAGGAUAAUGCUGGAUAAUGCUCUGGAACAUAUUGAACGUCUUGGUUUGACGGAGAAAAUGAGUAUUAAAGCUCGUGCAAACUUUGUUUAUGGUUAUAUUACUAUUGGCGAUGAAGCACAAGGUAUCCACCAUUUUAAGAAAAUGUGCGAAAUUUCUCGCAACACAUUCCCAUACAAGGUUUUGAUUGAUGCGUAUGCUCACACCAACCAACCUGAAAGGCUAUUCAAGAUUAUUGAUGCCAUGAAAAGAUCGGAUCAUACGAAACCCAACAUACAUUGCUACUUUCCUGCACUCUUAUGCUAUUAUCGUAAAAAGGAUUUUGCUAAGAUGCAGGAGUUAAUCGAUGAUUACAUGGCAGUGGAUGGUACUUUAUGUGAGCCAUUGCUGUAUGCUCAGCUGCUGAUUUCCAAUCACUCUGAAACUCCACAAAAGGGAUUUGAUUAUCUGUCUGAUAUACGCAACACUCCAUUCCGCAACACAUCUAGAGUCGAACAAGAGGAAAUUAUUUGCCAUGCACUUUGCAAUCAAACAGAUGACAUGUGGAGACAGUAUGCUGAUCAAUCAGCUCACUCAAUUCGGGCGGUGAAUAGAUUAUGUUCUGCCAUGGUCAAAGCCAUUGGAUCUUGUGCUCCUUCAGAAUCGAGCGAGACCAGUAAUGAUACUCUGGAUGCUAUUAAACAAAAAAUCAAAGAACAUCGUAUCCGACCUCGAGCUGUAUAUACAGAUCUUCUCGCUGGAUAUACUUCCCAGUUUGAUCAUGCCUCUGUGAAAGCUCUUAUCCCUGCUCUUACUACUUACCAGAUUCUCUCGCAUAAAAAUAUUGUCAGCCUGAUAUUACAGUCCUGUGAUGCUGCCAAGGACUUUGCUUUCGAGUUUCAACUUUUCCAGGAUAUUAUUGGCAAUGGACAUUCUGUUUCAUUUAACCAUGUAGUAAAACUUUUGAGAAACUGUGAACAGUCGGAUGAUCCUGCUCACGCAAAAAUGGUACAGGACAUUUAUAAAUUUGCUGCUCGUCAGUAUCCCAACCAAAAGAUCCACAAACUUAAAAAAGAUGUCAAGUCUGAGAGCAUCAAGGCUGACCACAGCGAUUCCGAGUAA